Messenger RNA from Nicotiana attenuata, 1548 nucleotides. RefSeq names its product protein phosphatase 1 regulatory subunit pprA. The record is from RefSeq and is a predicted model, not a curated record. The transcript is spliced from 6 exons. Gene Ontology annotation, cellular component: cytoplasm. Gene Ontology annotation, molecular function: protein binding. Lineage: Eukaryota; Viridiplantae; Streptophyta; Magnoliopsida; Solanales; Solanaceae. Bases 164 to 1123 code for a protein of 319 amino acids.
GUGAACUCAGAAGGAAAGGCAUACCCUCGUUAUACUCUGAAUCCAAGUGCUGUAGUUUCCCAGGUAUACCAUACCUUCCUUCGUUUCCUACGUUUUUGACAAAAGAACACAGCGGAGAAAAUCAGUAACUGACAACUCCAAUCACAAACCCAGAACCGAUCCAAUGUCAGAGGAUGAGGCAGCCCCAACGGUUCUUGAUCUAACGAGUUACCAGCUUCACGAUCUCAACUCAGUGGAGCUUCCUCCGAGUCUCACCGAGUUAGACUUAACAACGAACCGUUUGUCCGCUUUAGACCCCCGUAUUUCCCAACUCCCUAACCUCAAGAAGCUCUCUCUUCGUCAGAACCUUCUUACCGAUGCUGCCGUUGAGCCUCUUUCCUCUUCCCACGUCAUUUCUGACAUUGAGGAGCUAGUGCUUAGGGACAAUCAGCUGAAGAAAAUUCCCGAUGUUGAGAUAUUCAAGAAGCUUCUGGUAUUUGAUGUUUCUUUCAAUGAGAUAUCAUCACUUAAUGGAUUGUCCAAGGUCUCCAGUACACUCAGAGAACUAUACGUGUCUAAAAAUGAAGUCACCAAGAUGGAGGAGAUUGAGCAUUUCCAUGAGCUACAAAUACUCGAACUUGGGUCCAAUAGAUUACGGGUUAUGGAGCUUCUGGAAAAUUUGAAAAAUCUACAAGAGCUAUGGCUUGGUCGCAAUCGUAUACGAACUGUUAAUUUAUGCGGUUUGAAAUGCAUUAAAAAGAUUAGCCUGCAGAGCAACCGUUUAACUUCCAUGAUUGGGUUUCAGGAAUGUGUUGCCCUUGAAGAGUUAUACUUGAGCCAUAAUGGUAUUGCAAAAAUGGAAGGUUUGUCUACCUUGGUAAACCUGCGGGUCUUGGAUGUAUCAGCAAAUAAGCUUACAGAAAUUAAUGACAUUGAGAACUUGACAAAAUUAGAGGACUUAUGGCUUAAUGACAACAAUAUAGCAUCAUUGGUAGGUCUGGCAGAAGCUGUUGCUGGUGCUAAAGAGAAGCUAACAACCAUCUACCUUGAGCGAAAUCCCUGUGCACAAUCUCCGAACUAUACAAGUUCUUUGAGACAAAUAUUCCCAAAUAUCGAGCAAAUUGAUUCUGAAGUGUAUGCAUAGGUGUUUUGAUGUGGAUUUUAUGCAUAAUUGAUGUCAAUCCCCAAGAAUAAUAACCUUUCUGAGUUCUAUCUUAUUAUCUGAGAGGUCCAGCUGAUAAGAUGCUGCAAAAAAACAACUUGCUAUGCCAUGAUUUCCAGCCCCUCCAUCAUUUCAGGAUUUUGGAAGUCCUGAAAAGAUGAAAUUACUGGGAGCUGCUGCCUAAUUACUGAUCUGGCGAUGACAUUUGCUUAUCGGUUUUGUCUUUGAAAAUAUUUACUUUUUUUUGGGGUCCUCGGACCACAAAAGGGUUCAAAUUGUUAAACUUUUUUCUCCAAAUGGGAAAUGUGAUCCUUCUCUCCACUUUUUGGUGUUUGUGUUUUGAACUUAAAGCAUCUAAACUGGUAGUAUCAACUGAAGAAAAAACGAGCAAAACAAGUGUAAAUUCG